Charadrius vociferus (killdeer) is the source of this 825-nucleotide messenger RNA. RefSeq names its product nuclear receptor subfamily 0, group B, member 2 (gene NR0B2). Gene Ontology annotation, cellular component: nucleus; cytoplasm. Bases 1 to 825 code for a protein of 274 amino acids. Gene Ontology annotation, biological process: negative regulation of transcription by RNA polymerase II; circadian rhythm. Lineage: Eukaryota; Metazoa; Chordata; Aves; Charadriiformes; Charadriidae. Gene Ontology annotation, molecular function: transcription corepressor activity; transcription factor binding. The transcript is spliced from 2 exons. The record is from RefSeq and is a predicted model, not a curated record.
AUGACCACCAGCAGCAUGGACAUGGACUGUGAGAGGUGCCAGUGCAACAGCGAAGACAAGCACACCGCCAUCCUCUACACCCUCCUCAGUCAGAACCUCAACCACAGCCGGGGUGGCCGCAGCUCAGCCCAGCAGCGCUGCCUCUGCCACCAGCGCCGCACCGUCUGCCUCCGCACACCCCAUAUCACCUGCCAGGCGGCCUCCAACGUGCUGGUAAAAACCAUCAGCUUCAUGAAAAACCUCCCUGCCUUCCAGCUGCUGCCGCGAGAGGAUCAACUCCUGCUGCUGGACAGCUGCUGGGUUCCCCUCUUCCUCCUGGGACUGGUACAGGAGAUGGUGACCUUCGAGGUGAUGGAGACCCCGGCCCCCAGCAUGCUCAAGAAGAUCCUCCUUGAUGGCCAAAGUAAACAGCAGGAGCCUGAGCGGACGCAGCCCACGCUGGCUGCCGUGCAGCGGCUGCAGUGCUGCCUCAACGCCUUUUGGAGGCUGGACCUGAGCCCCAAGGAAUACGCCUACCUGAAGGGAGCCAUUCUCUUCAAUCCCAAUGUUCCUGGGCUGAAAGCCGCCCUGUACAUCGAGAGCCUCCAGCGGGAAGCCCAGAGAGCACUUCAGGAAGUCCUCCAGCCCCUGCACCCCGAGGACCAGGGCCGCUUUGCCCACAUUUUGCUAGUCUCCUCCACCUUAAAAUCGAUCCCUCCCACCCUCAUCACGGAUCUCUUCUUCCGACCCAUCAUUGGCAAUGCGGACAUUGUUGAGCUCAUCGUGGAAAUGCUGUAUGAAAUAACCAGCAGGCAGCUGGCUCCGGCAGCACGCAUGGCGUGCUGA